GCCCCACAGUCGACUGGGGCGCCACGACAACUGAGCAGGCUGGCACGCAGAUUCGGCUCGUCGAGGGCGUACCAGUCGCCGGCUUCUGCGAAGACUGGGCCGUUCGCGCCGCUCUGCGUCACGAGCCUCGCGACGACGAAGUGUACGUGGUGGCCUACCCGAAGUCCGGCACCACGUGGGUGCACUACCUGACGAGGCGGUUGCUGCAUCAGGGACACGAGAGCCCUGCAGAGAGCGCGAUGCAGUGCAUGCUCAGCUCCAUCAUAGGGUACACCGGCAGCGACAAGCCGGGCGCUGUAAUCAAGUCGCACCUGCUUUUCGGCAGGACACCGUUUUCGGAGAAGGCCAGGUAUGUUUACGUAUUGCGAAAUCCCUACGACUGUUGCGUGUCGUACUAUCACCAGCGAGCCGGCCUGCCCAACUUACCCGCAAUCAGCUUCGAUGAAUUCCUGGACGACUUCAUCGAGGGUCAAGUGCCUUUCGGCGACUACUUCGAUCACCUGGCCGCCUGGUUUCCGGAGAGGUCGAGGCCAAACGUCAUCUGCGUACCGUAUGAGCAACUGAAGGGGGACGUUCGUGCAGGGAUUCUGCGCAUAGCCGACUUCCUUGGCCGAGACAUCGGACAUGCUUUGCGUAACGAUGACGGGGCACUCCAGGGAAUUAUUCAGACAACGUCCCCGGACGAGAUGCGACGGCAUUUCUCCGAAGCACGAGCGGCACUGCUGACCGCCCCCAGUGACGAAAAGCAAGCGCAAGUAGCUGCGGCGUUCCGAGCCAGGGGUCAUCGAGCACCACCGGCUGGUGCAGGUGACGGAGAAAAGGCCAACCUGUACAAACUCGUGCGCAAAGCGACCGUUGGCGACUGUAGGAACCACUUCUCGGAUGCUCAAGCGCAGCGCAUGAAAGCCAACAUGGAUUCUAAGAUGGCCUCCAAAAUGGCCGUCCAUCGAGAGGCUGUGCUCGUUCUGUGGAAAAGUGUCAACCUGCCGUAG
This is a messenger RNA of Rhipicephalus microplus (southern cattle tick), 992 nucleotides long. RefSeq lists its product as uncharacterized. NCBI's taxonomy places the organism in Eukaryota, Metazoa, Arthropoda, Arachnida, Ixodida, Ixodidae. Gene Ontology annotation, molecular function: sulfotransferase activity. The record is from RefSeq and is a predicted model, not a curated record.